Molecule: messenger RNA, 1773 nt
Organism: Capronia epimyces CBS 606.96
Lineage: Eukaryota; Fungi; Ascomycota; Eurotiomycetes; Chaetothyriales; Herpotrichiellaceae
Exons: 1
Coding region: 1-1773 (590 amino acids)
Biological process (GO): transcription initiation at RNA polymerase III promoter
Cellular component (GO): transcription factor TFIIIC complex
Molecular function (GO): protein binding; histone acetyltransferase activity
Source: RefSeq, a predicted model, not a curated record
AUGGCCUCCUCGAACAACGCGUUAGAACCCGUCCAUUUGCCCUACUGGCCAACCUGUCAAAAUGCUCUGACUUGGUCGUCCGAAGACUUGGCUGUCGCUGCAGGUGAGGUUGUGCAUAUUCUGACGCCGCGUUAUGUUUCACAAUCUCAACGGCUUGCGGGUCACAGGCAGUGGCAUACUUACACCUUGCGUGUGAAUAUGUUCGAGCCAAUCGAAUGGCCGUACCAGUCUAUGGCUCCUCUCAAACAUUUCUCCCUGGGCGAGGAGCUCUCCGACUCGGCGAUCGUGUCGCUUGCAUGGUCGCCCCCGGGCUUGGCCCUGUACAGAAGGAGUGUUCUUGGUAUUUUGACUUCAAAUCUUGUCCUAUCGUUCUGGGAAUCCGAUGGUAGAGUGGGUGUGUGGAAGCGGACUGGCAUCGUCAAUCAAAAUAUACCCAUUACUGCCGCCCCUAAGACGGCUGACAAUCCUAGACGCAAGAAAAGGAUCCGCGCAUUCUGCUGGUGUCCUCAGCUGCAACCUUUUGGAGCCUCUAGAUGGAGCACCCAGUUACUGGUGGUUGCAGACGAUGACAGAACCAUCCUCGUGUUUCGCGUCCGAAAACAUGAUGGUGCAACUUUUGGGGGAUGGCGAUUUGAACUUGUGGCAACGCAGACAGUUCAGAAUACCGAUUUGCACCUGGAGGGGAUGAGCACUCUGAGAAGUACGCUUUCCACCUCGUCCCCUAUAUCGAAGCUCGCGACAACUGAAUGGCAACCCGAACAAGAGGUAGAUUCAACUUCUAGGACAGACGUUUUGACCUUACAGGUGGACAUGGGUCAAUGCACUCAGCCAAAGCACCUUUCCAUUCACGUGGUGAGGACAGCCGGGGACAAUGCGGACCGCUCUUACUCCUCCCAAGAUCUGAAAGUGUCGAUUAUAGAGUCCAAAUCAGCGUCAGAUCUUUCGAAGAAUGAUCCGCCUCUCGAAUCUUUUUUUGAAGCAGCAAUUCACGACAUCCAGUCCGAGUACAAUGAAAAGUUCAAUCUUGGUGGGAGGGUGCGCGUCCGGAACUGGGGUACAGCCAUGUCUUGCGACAAGACUCAUGCUGCAACCUGCAUCUCAUGCCAUCCUUCUGAUAUGAUUGAAUAUGGCAUGCCAUCCAGUCAGCAUACGGUGGUAUUGUUUGCUCAGCUACAGCAGCCCUUGGCUCCUGAAAGUCCAAACUCCAUCCGAAGUGAUGCUGCUGUUCGCGAGGAGAUUCUCCACUUCAUCACGAACUCUCCGGCAGAUUGGGUCAAAACGGCCAUGGACAGGAACAUCGUCCGCAAUGCCGCUGCUCUGAUUUCGUCCGAACUCAAAGACCGUCCGUCUUUGGCCAGGUGGGCAGCCUCCACAUUGAAUCAUCUCGCGGGUAACCACGGAGGAGUCGAAAGAGGUGGGAAAAUGCAACAGAGUGGCCCGAUGGACUCGGGUCCAGAAACUGAUGUCAUCUUCGAACAUGACGGCGUCCCUGCUAGAAUCUCGACCGAAGAGACCUGCGAGAUUUGCGAGGCAUCAAUACCCUUCAGUUCCCCCCUAGAUGCAGCGAGGUGUAUCAACGGACACCAAUUCAGCCGAUGCAGUAUCUCCUUCGUUGCGGUCCAAGAGCCUGGAGUGUCCAAAUAUUGCGCCAAAUGCGGAAGGCAAUUCCUCGACCCUGGCAAGCUGGAAUUCCCCGAGGGUCCAAGCUUGAGUCAAGCGUUAUUCGACCAGUUCGACAUUUGCCCCUAUUGCCAAGGCAAGUUUCGCGGUUGA